GAGAGCGCGCCGCCACACCAUCGCUGGCUCUUGAUGGGCACCUACAACGUCGCUCUGACGGUGGGCAAUGGGAUAGCUACCGGCGUCUGCGCUGGUUCAGCAAGACAGAGUCCAACCAACGACUGGCAGUGGAGAGUUCCAAUCGCCUGCCAGAUCCCUCUCAGCGUGCUGCUGGUGGUAACAUUCCUGUUAUUCCCUAAAUCACCGCGGUGGCUGAUUCCUCGACGCAAAUACGACGACACUAGAGUGGAUCUCCCCAAGUUCUUUGAUCUCGACCAGCACGCGGAAGCUGUCACUACGCAGAUGGAUAUCAUUGCGGCAGCCAUCGAA
Messenger RNA from Bipolaris zeicola 26-R-13, 330 nucleotides. RefSeq lists its product as uncharacterized. The transcript has a single exon. Gene Ontology annotation, cellular component: membrane. Lineage: Eukaryota; Fungi; Ascomycota; Dothideomycetes; Pleosporales; Pleosporaceae. The annotation marks the transcript as partial. The record is from RefSeq and is a predicted model, not a curated record. Gene Ontology annotation, biological process: transmembrane transport; carbohydrate transport. Gene Ontology annotation, molecular function: carbohydrate:proton symporter activity.